CGGGGAGGGCCCACUAAGGGAGGACUGCUGGCGUAUGGGCAGCGUGGGAACGUGGCAGAGUUGAAUGAGGGCUUGUGGUUUGUACCUUUUUUUUGAAGGGUUAAUAGGAGUUGAGUUGGAAGAGGGACCUUCCCCCCGGGGAAGGAAUGAAACUGCAAGAAAGGGAGGUGAGGAUUGUAAGGCUGUCUCCAGAGAUUUGAAAAAUGGCAACAAAUGAAAGUAUGGACAUUUUUAGUUCAGCAUUCUUGGCUGUGGAGUAUGUAGAUUCACUUUUACCUGAAAAUCCUCUGCAAGAACCACUUAAAAAUGCUUGGAACUCUAUGCUGGAUAAUUAUACAAAGUUCCAGAUUGCAACAUGGGGAUCCCUAAUAGUUCAUGAGGCCCUUUAUUUUUUGUUUUGUUUACCUGGAUUUUUGUUUCAGUUUAUACCCUACAUGAAGAAGUACAAAAUUCAAAAGGACAAACCAGCGACAUUUGAAGGGCAGUGGAAAUGUUUUAAAGUGAUUCUCUUUAACCACUUUUUUAUCCAACUUCCAUUGAUUUGUGGGACUUACUAUUUUACAGAAUUUUUCAAUAUUCCUUAUGAUUGGACGAGAAUGCCAAGAUGGUAUGUGAUCCUGUUGCAGUGCUUCCUCUGUGCAGUGAUUGAGGAUACCUGGCAUUAUUUCCUGCACAGACUCUUACACCACAAAAGAAUUUAUAAAUAUAUCCAUAAAAUUCAUCAUGAGUUUCAGGCUCCAUUUGGAAUGGAAGCUGAAUAUGCACAUCCUCUGGAAACCCUCAUUCUUGGAACUGGAUUUUUCAUUGGGAUCCUACUUUUAUGUAAUCAUGUAAUUCUUCUUUGGGCGUGGGUGACCAUUCGUUUGAUAGAAACUGUUGAUGUUCAUAGUGGCUAUGAAAUUCCUUUAAACCCACUACACCUCAUCCCUUUCUAUGCUGGCUCACGGCACCAUGAUUUCCACCACAUGAACUUUGUGGGAAACUAUGCUUCAACAUUUACAUGGUGGGAUCGCAUUUUUGGAACAGACUCUCAGUAUGUUGCCUACUAUGAAAAGUUGAAGAAAAAUAAGAAGACUGAAUAAGUAGCUUAUCUAAGCCUUCCGGAAAGCACACCUUACCUGAAUUGAAGCUAGUAGCUAACACUGCUUCUGGAGAGCAGAAAUAAAAACGUGUCUCGGCUGCUUGAGUGAUAAAAGAAUAUUAACAACUUUUAAUUAUCUUCCUAAUGGGAACUUUUUCUACUUUACAUACAAGUUCUAUAUGUGUAGAAAUAAGUAAAUAUAUAUUUAAGUAUAAUUUUCAUGAAGACUUUUAAAAGGCCACAUUACUAACCUUACCAAAAAGCUUUUGAGUAUUGGAAGAAGUAUGAAUUUGUCUUCCCCGACCCUGUGAUUUUUAUAGGCCUAGAGUUGAGAUAGUCUUUGGAUCUUUUAAAUGUAUAAUAGUCAAAAACUCUAACAGUGGUGUUGGUCUUAUAUUAGACACAGAAUUUGUGGUGUUUUUUUUUUUUAUUUGCCUAAAGAUCAGAAUAUCCUGGGUUGAACCACAUCAAUCUCUACAGUAUAAAUGAGACUACCGAAAGAAUAGUCAACACCAAAAAAAUUACACUUUUACGUGGAGCUGGCCAGUUUGGGAUUAUUGAUUAUUUGAGAAGCCCUUGUUUGAUUACAGUAUACUACUGGCAUUUAUAAAUUAAGGUAUUCAUAGUCGAUGUAAGUAUUUUAGUCUCAACAUUUUUAGUCUACUUGAAUUUUAAAAGAGAUUGAAUUUUAUUUCUGCUAUUUCAUUUUUCAAGUGUGUCAUAUUUUCAUUCUUCCUAAAACUGUAUCUUGACAUUUUGUGGAACUGACUUGACUGUCUUUGCACUUUGAACUGUUGAAAUAAAUGUGAUUUUUUUUUUUUUUUUUUGGAGGGGGGAGUCUGGUUAUGUAGUUUCUAGUUUUGAAUGUCAACUUAUGCUUUAUUUUGUUCAUAUAUGAAAAGUUACAGAAAGAAAUUAAAUUAAGUUUCAUAGUAAAAAGAA
This is a messenger RNA of Erinaceus europaeus (western European hedgehog), 2023 nucleotides long. It is a transcript of the gene MSMO1, whose product is annotated as methylsterol monooxygenase 1. The transcript has 6 exons. Lineage: Eukaryota; Metazoa; Chordata; Mammalia; Eulipotyphla; Erinaceidae. Gene Ontology annotation, biological process: sterol biosynthetic process. The record is from RefSeq and is a predicted model, not a curated record. The coding region runs from base 204 to 1082 and encodes 292 amino acids. Gene Ontology annotation, molecular function: iron ion binding; C-4 methylsterol oxidase activity.